Xenopus tropicalis (tropical clawed frog) is the source of this 1719-nucleotide messenger RNA. It is a transcript of the gene batf3, whose product is annotated as basic leucine zipper transcription factor, ATF-like 3. Gene Ontology annotation, biological process: regulation of DNA-templated transcription; regulation of transcription by RNA polymerase II. The transcript is spliced from 3 exons. Gene Ontology annotation, cellular component: nucleus. Lineage: Eukaryota; Metazoa; Chordata; Amphibia; Anura; Pipidae. The record is from RefSeq and is a predicted model, not a curated record. Bases 1 to 408 code for a protein of 135 amino acids. Gene Ontology annotation, molecular function: DNA-binding transcription factor activity; DNA binding; sequence-specific DNA binding.
AUGAAGGUUGUAGACUUGGCUCUGGGCAUCCUGAUGGUCAAAUGCAUCUUUGUGUGGAAAUGCACCUAUAAAUGCUGCCUAUACCCACUUUACACUCUCCUCUCUCUCUUUCAGAGCUCAGAUACCAGCGACAGGAAGGUUCGCAGGAGAGAAAAGAACAGAGUUGCUGCCCAGAGAAGCCGGAAAAAACAAACACAGAAAGCUGACAAACUGCAUGAGGAAUAUGAAUGUUUGGAACAGGAAAACUCAUCCUUGAAGAAGGAAAUCGGGAAACUAACAGAUGAACUGAAACAUCUUAGCCAAAUUCUGAAGGACCAUGAGCAAAUAUGCCCGUUUCUGCACUGCCCAGUGAACUAUGUGACGGUGCCCCGAGUGACAGAUGCUGUUCCUGGCUGUUUGCCGCGGUGACUUCCUGGCUGUGAAUGUCAUUUCCUCUUUGACCUACGGCCACAUUUUCUGCUGUAUCCUGAAGCCAACAGAAUCCCCCCCCCCCCCCCCCCGGUGCAUGACGCCAUAAACACCUCUGUGAUUGUUACUGCAGGGAAAAGACAAAUAUGAUGGAAUCGACAACUUACCUAUCACUGUUCCAUGUCCUGUAAACCAAGAUGGCUCCUGGAAAUGAGAACUUGACCUCCUGGUUUCUACUGCUGCUUUGUCUAAGGAAGGCCAAGCGCUACACCCCCUUGUUCUACAUGAGCGCAAUGAAUAGGGCUUGUGCUGAACAUACUUUUGGAUUAUUGUUUUUUUUAUCAGAAGAAAUCUAUGAUUUUUGUUAUUUCUCAAGCUAAAUAAGGAAACUAAAGCUGCUCUAUGUUUGUUACUUGCAAGAAUGUUAUUACCAGUAUUCAACCCCCUCCCUUCCCCUUUGUUGUGACUGUUCUGUUAGGAGCAGCCUAUUAUGCAGGGAGAUUAUCUGUGCACUGGAAUCGAAUUAUCUACUUCUAUCUACUAUUUAUGCACCAAACAUGGAGCAGCGUCAGUUUCCCUGUUUUCUCAAGAAACAUCAAAUAACAUAGAUUUUUCUUAGUUAAAUUAAUAAACAAAAAUUAUGUUUAGCCCCCUAUUCAUUUGUUUAUUUUAUUUCCCCUACUUUCUAACUCAAUAUAAUUAAUCCUUAUUGGGGGCAAAACAAUCCUGUUGGGAUUAAUUGUUAAAUGAUUUUUUAGUAUUUAUCAGUUUUAGAGUGUGUGAAUUUGAGUUUGUUUUUCUAAAUUGAAUAAACUUGCUUAUGGAAUGCUCGCUUAUUUAUUAAUGAGGUAAGCGUGUGUGAAAAAAACUCUAAUACCUCGAAUUUCUGAGUUUACAAACUCAAAUAAAACUUGAAUAUCUUGGCAGCUCCCAUUGACUUCUAUAGAAACUCACAAGCUUUUCGAUGCCGAAGUUUUACGUGAUAGUUUUUGGGCUUUUUUGCGCUUAAUAAAUGCCAGACAUUUGGGUUUUUGAACCAUAACUCGUAUUGUGCCAGUUUUAGCACUAAAUAACUUGAAUAAGGAAAAAAAAACGAACACAUUUGAAUGUUGAUUAAUCUCCUCCUUAAUUUAUGGAGAUGCAAAUUACAGAAAGACUCCUUAUCCGAGAAUACCCCAGGUCCGGAGUGUUCUGGAUAACAGGUCCCAUACACCUUUACUUUGUUUGUUCAGGGUUUAAGCGUCUUUUAUACUUUAUUGUUAUAAAGUGUUUUGUUUAUUACAUGCAAAAUGUAUUUAUAAAAAUAGAUUU